Molecule: messenger RNA, 288 nt
Organism: Mitosporidium daphniae
Lineage: Eukaryota; Fungi; Microsporidia
Exons: 2
Coding region: 1-288 (95 amino acids)
Source: RefSeq, a predicted model, not a curated record
AUGGAUGAUACAUUUAACAUUCUUGAAAGAGUUAAUAUUUUAUUGAUAGGAUUUCUUGCUUUUUUGAGUUGCGAAUUUUCCUUUUCAAAUGUGGGUUAUUUCUUGCUUUUCUUGGGUAUCUAUGUAUACGUUCCUAAACACUCAGACAAUUCAGAUGCUAAACAAGUGAAAAACGAUAAGAAUUCACAUCUUAAAGAAGAGAAAACCGAUGAGAAUUCAGGUGUUGGAAAAGAGAAAAAAAAGGAUGAAAAUGGUCAAAAUAACCCUAACCCAAUCGCACCCACUUGA